Messenger RNA from Dimorphilus gyrociliatus, 1168 nucleotides. Lineage: Eukaryota; Metazoa; Annelida; Polychaeta; Dinophilidae. The record is from the annotation of a GenBank genome assembly.
AAUAAUAAAGUAAAUAAAAAUGGCCGAUCUGAAAACUCUGGAACAUGCAACACUUAAAGUACCGUACGAAAUAUUGAAUAAAAAAUUUCGUGUAACUCAGAAAGUUAUUGAUCGGGAGGCCACAAAUGUUAAAUCUUAUUUGAGUGAACUUGAUCAGUUGUUAAAAACAACCCCUUCUUCAGAUAAUUUAAAUUCAAUUAUUGAAAAAUUAGUAACUUUUAAGAAAAAGGUCGAAGAAAGCAUUACAGAUGAAACUGAGGCAGCCCAAGUUUGUAAAGAUAGGUUAAGUCAUUUACAAGAAUAUGCCGAAUUAAAUAGUUUGAGUGCGGAAAAGUGGAGGAAACAACGACUUGAUAGGAUGCUUGUUGAAUAUUUCCUACGAGCUGGCUAUUAUGACUCUGCUAUAGAACUCGGGAAGAGUAGUGAUAUCGAACAUUUAACAAAUAUGGAACUUUUCAUCACAUCACGCAAAGUUGAAGAGUCUCUUAGUGCUAAGAAUACAGCGUUAUGCGUUGCCUGGUGUCAAGAUAAUAAAUCCAAGUUGAAGCGGAUGAAGAGCAAUUUGGAAUUUAAGAUCCGACAACAAGAAUACAUUGAAUUAGUGAAAGAAAAGAAAAUUCUAGAAGCUGUUAAACACGCAAGAAAUUUCCUGAGCUCUACAGACCCUGACAAAUUAACUGAUAUAAAGCAGUGCAUGGCUUUGCUUGCUUACUCGCCCGAUACAGAAUUGGAACCUUAUAGAAGUUUAUUUUCGGAAGAUAGAUGGAAGGAUUUAACAAAGCAAUUUAGAGCAGAAAACUUUAAGCUCUAUCAAUUAAACAUGAAUAGCGUCUUUUCGGUAACUAUGCAGUGCGGCUUAUCUGCCCUGAAAACGCGGCAUUGCUAUGUCGAUAAUGAGAAGAAUGACUCCUGUCCCGUAUGUAAAUCACCAAUGAGCGCAUUGGCUGAGAAACUACCCUUCGCUCAUUGCAGCCAUUCGAGAUUAAUCUGUAGAUUGUCCGGUGAACCUUUAAACGAACACAAUCCCCCAAUGGUUCUACCAAACGGUCACGUAUAUGGAUACAAUGCAUUAUCUGUUAUGGCUGCUGAACACGGUGGCAAAGUUGAGUGCAUAAAAACAAAGGAACGGUAUAAACUUGAAGAUGCCGAAAAAGUCUACGUAAUGUAA